This is a messenger RNA of Anthostomella pinea, 1230 nucleotides long. Lineage: Eukaryota; Fungi; Ascomycota; Sordariomycetes; Xylariales; Xylariaceae. The record is from the annotation of a GenBank genome assembly.
AUGCCUCCUCGCAAGAAACCUAACACGCCCACCGCCAAUGGCAAGAGCAAGCAGUCGACCACACCCGCCUCCCGCUCUCUCCAAGCCACGAGAAGAUCGACUCGGGCUCGAAGACUCUCCGAUCUCGUAGAUAGUGACGAGUCCCUCGAUGAGCUAUGCGCUACCAAGGCUCGCGGCGGAGCGAUCGACGCUGAGGUGCGGGAUGAAAUCACUGCAUACCCAUCUCACCCGAAGCGGGAAUCACACGAGGACACGGCGAACAACCACGUAUCUCAGGAUCAACCUGCUGAUGCAAUCACUGUCCAGACUCCCAGAUCAGAGGCCAGCAGCACCAAGGAUGGCAGCGCCGGGAAGUCACGACUAACCAGAGGCACCCCAAUGAAGAAGCAGGAAUUCGACUUGACGACCGCCGCUGGUGAUGACGAGGACGAGCUGGCCGAAGCUGAACCGGUAUUGAAAAAGCCGAAGAUAAUUGUGAAGCAGACACAGGCGCCCGGCGCCCGCAAGAGCCGGUCGAAGUGGGACAAUCUGGAUGAGAUGCUCACGAACCCGAACUCACCCCUCGUCAAGACGAAUCUUCGAGAUCUCCUCUGCAGCCCCAAAGCUUGGGGCAUCCUCAGCGCCGAGGAGAAGCAGCAAGUGCUGGCCAAGUUCCCAGGCCAGGACGAGAUCCUCGACGCCGGCACCGACGCCGCGCGUCCCGACAUCGCCGCCCUGCGCAACAACAACCACUUCCGCCACGACGUCGCCCGCUACCAGGAGAGCCUCCGCCUGGGCCGCCACGACCCCGAGUGGAUACACCAGGCCCAGCAGGCCCACCAGAAGCGACGGCUCGGGCUGUACGACGAGUUCCUCGCUGCGCGGUUCGAGGAGGACUGGGAGAUGCCGCUGCCGGGCAAGGCGGAGGAGUCGCAGGCUGAGCCCGAAGUAGAGCCCGAGGUUGAAGUAGAGGGAAAGGUCGAGCCCGAGGUUGAGUUUGAGGAAAAACUCGAGCAGAAGCUUGAAGAAAAGCUCGAGCAGAAACUUGAGGAAAAGCUUGAGCAGGAAAAGGACCAGGCGCAAGAGCAAGAGCAUGACCAGAUGAAUGGUCAGGAGCACGAGGCCCGUACGAAUGGCAAUGCCAAUGGCGAGGAGGGAAUCGGACCAGACGCGGCCAUCGAGGCCGAGGAGAACCACGCAGAUGAUGUUGAAGUGAAGCCUAAGGCGGACGAAAUCAUGGGUGCGACUUGA